AACACCGCCCCAUUUAGUCGAUACCUUCAGUUUGUAAGUUGGUCAGGAAUCAUGAUUUUUUUUUUCUCCAUUAGAAUUCAUAUGCAAACGACCUUCAACGCUUUUUUCCUGAAUGCAGCUGUUGGAAUAUUGCUAUGUGUGCACCUGCAGAGAAACUUAAUUCAUCUCCAGGAAUCUACUGGUUACAAGAAAACUUUUAGUGGCAACCCAUUUGGCCAGUGGUGGCUCUGGUCAUAACUUUGUUUAAUAUGCUUAAGAAACCAGCACAUGGUUGUACUUGUCUCCACUUUAAAACGGAAUAAAUAUAUCUUUAUUUCACUUUAUAUCAAUAUGAUUAAGUUAGGAUUUAUCUUAUCCAUUGCUGCUGUUGUCACUUUGAACUUCGAACUGUGUCUCAGCACAUGUGCUCGUGGUGACUAUGAGGUUAAUGGAGAAUGCUGCCCCAUGUGUGUGCCAGGAAGCCAUGUUCAUCAGCAUUGCACUGAAUAUACCAGCACCACUUGUUCUUCAUGUCCUGCAUUAACUUACACAGAUGAACCCAAUGGACUCAAAGCAUGUUUUCCCUGCUCUCUGUGUGAUCCAGGACUAGGAGUAAGAAUAAAGAGAAGCUGCACACGCUCUGCAGAUACUGUCUGUGAGCCACUGGAGGGAUUUUACUGCAUUGAGCAAAAUAAAGGCAGCUGUACAUAUGCUGUGCAACACUCUGAAUGUCACCAUGGACAAUAUAUCAUACAAGCAGGAACAGCAUUUACUGAUACGGAUUGUGGUAACUGUGCAGAAGGCACUUAUUCUAAUGGGUCUUUCACUACCUGUCAACCACAUUCAAAAUGUGAGACUGAGGGGCUUCAAGAAAUAAAACCAGGAACAAUGUCAUCUGAUGCUGAAUGUGGGAAUUCAACAAGUGUUGACGUUUUUUACAGUAUUUUUAAAUGGUUACACACAAUUUCUGAAACUGUGCCUUAAUUUCUUGAAACUCAUGCACACAUGAUGCAAAACAUCACACAUCACUUGCAAAAGCACUUAAAAACUAUUUUAACUCUUCCAAAAAAUCAUGUGUUUUUGCAUAGGAACUCUACACACGAACCAUCAAAUGAUUACACUGAUAACACACAGAUGUGGAAAAUGUAAAGAGUAUGUAGUGCUUGUUCAGUGUGCAGUGGAGUGUAGUUUGUCAUAGCACUCAAACAUACAUGGGCAAAAAUACACAACAGUAUGUAUGCAUUUUUUUUCACAACUGAUAUUUUACAGUUAUUGAACUGAACUGAAUCAACUCUGAACUGACUUGAACAGAAUAAUGACACUAUUGGCUUGUUAGAGCUGCUUAUUAGGAGAAUUUGAAUUUGUUAAAAUUGCGAAGCCAUAGAAAUAGAAAUACAAAUAGAGAUUACUUGACUUGUAUGUAUAUUCAGUAUAUAUUUACAAAAUAAACAGAAAUCCGUGGGUAAAAAUUCAUUUGUCUCUUAAAACAUUGCAAUCAUUUUGAUUUCUAGGUGAUAAAAUUAGGUAUUUACACCAUGUACAGAAAUGCAAGAGGUCAAAUGUUUUUAAUUCAGUUCUUAAAACAAAGUGUUUUGAUUAAGUAAACAAGUUAUGUGUAAGUGUUGUCACACAUUAUUUUUAGGUGUUAUCGGUAAAUGAGUGUGGCAUUUGUGUUUCCCUAGUGAAAUGGAAGAGCUGUUAGGUUUGAGUGAUGUGUCUAAUGUAGAGAACUGUUUUGCAAAAAAGUUUGUUUACAACUGAGUGUAAAGCAGAUAAAGUGCUUGCAGUGGUCUCAAUAUUAGGUACACGAGUGAAUGGUUUCACUGAGUGGUCCUCAAGCAAAAUAAAUUGUUUACUUCUUCA
Pimephales promelas (fathead minnow) is the source of this 1842-nucleotide messenger RNA. Lineage: Eukaryota; Metazoa; Chordata; Actinopteri; Cypriniformes; Leuciscidae. The record is from RefSeq and is a predicted model, not a curated record.